AUGUUCAGAGGGACCGGAUUUGGAACAUACUACUACGAUGUGAGGCAAGUGGAGGCCUGCGACACAUCGUUUGUGGCUCAAAAUUUGGGCCCUCUGGAGUGUAGCUCGCAGAAUGCUUUGUCACUGAACCACGUGAACUCGAACUAUGUGGUUGCCAUGAAUCAUAGCCAGCUUAAAUUGGACAUGUCAAAGUAUUGCGGAAAGCGGGUUAUCGUCACCGUCAAUGGCGAGCAGUCAAACCUACCGCUCUUUAUCGGCGAUGGAUGUCAGCGUUGUGCAGGAGGAUCGGCUUCAAGUGACGUCUGGAAUGCGGUCGCCGCCCCCGGUCUCGACUUUAGUUACUCUGUCCUGGAAGAGCUGUCCGGAGGAGCUGCAUGUGCUGACGGUCACAUUCAAAUUGCCUGGGAAAUUGUGGAUGACACGAUCUAUAACUUCUCGGAUGGUGUAAAUUUCGAAACGGCACCCGCGGAGGCUAGUGAAGAGCGGACGACCUCGUCAGCUGCGCUCGUAAUGUCCACAUCUCUUUCCGCUGCCAACUUUCUCCAUACGCCAGUUAACGACGAUCCAGUGCAAAAUGCCGUCGCCGUCCUUGCCCGACAGGGAUAUGGCGAUGCAACGGAAGCAUCCUCGAGCAAUGCCUUACCGACAGAUGGACUCCUCGCAUCACUUGCGGAGCCGCGAUGA
Molecule: messenger RNA, 684 nt
Organism: Penicillium bovifimosum
Lineage: Eukaryota; Fungi; Ascomycota; Eurotiomycetes; Eurotiales; Aspergillaceae
Product: RlpA-like double-psi beta-barrel domain-containing protein
Exons: 2
Coding region: 1-684 (227 amino acids)
Source: RefSeq, a predicted model, not a curated record